CAAUCCUUUUUAGCUAUGGUGGCUCAUUUGUUUGUAUGUGACCAUUGCACUCUGCUUUGUCUAUUAAUCUCCAUCUCACUUGUGGUACAAAUCAGAGCCCAGCUACGCUUGUUUGCCCUCCUUCCUUUCUCACCAUGUCUCCCUUGGACUUGAACCAAGUAUGUGUUAUCCCUAUAGAAGAGGGAGGUCACCUCCCUCCCUACGCACUAGCAAAUCCUUCUUCUUCCUUCUCAUGUCCCGAUCUCUUCGGUGUCAGCCACGAUGAAAGAGGAGGUUACUGCAUCGGCCAUCACCUCCAUCAGCCACAGCAAGAGCCCGAGGAAGAGUUCCAAAUAGCUGGAUCGAGCGAUGAGUACAUGACACAACGUCCUGCUGACCCCAGCGAUGGCAUUACAGAAGAAGAAGAACCGGCGAGGCCUGGUAGAUGGAUGUCGCCUAAGAUGUGCUUUGUGAGGAAGACGAUGAAUUCGACUCACAUCGUAGUAAGCGAACCGAGAGGAAACAGGCUAGUUUCUGAGUUUAGUACAUACUAUCGAAGUAGCAGCUCUCCCGGUGGCAUCAUCAGAGUCUGCAGCGAUUGCAACACAACCAAGACUCCUCUGUGGAGGAGUGGACCUCGUGGCCCCAAGUCGCUCUGUAAUGCGUGUGGAAUUCGACAAAGGAAGGCGAGGCGAGCGAUGGCAGCAGCGGCUCUAAACGGCGGACUAGUCCCGGCUGAUGCUCCAUCUCAAGUGCAAAAAGAGAAGGAAUUAGAUGUCGAUCGAACUCUCCCCUUCAAGAAACGGUGCAAGGUUGACACUGCCAGCAGUAUGACUGCGACGAAGCUUUGCUUUGGUGAAGCUAAACUAAGCUCGAACAGGAGCUCUGCAAUCAAGAAAGUCUUCCCGCAAGAAGAGAGAGAUGCAGCGAUACUGUUGAUGGCUUUAUCAUGUGGCCUUAUUCGCAGUUGAGCUCUUAUGCAUCAAUGAAGUGUAUAUUUGUGAUGGUGUGAAUGCUAUUUACGUAUGUGUUUGCCCA
Musa acuminata AAA Group (dessert banana) is the source of this 1017-nucleotide messenger RNA. Its product is annotated as protein CYTOKININ-RESPONSIVE GATA TRANSCRIPTION FACTOR 1-like. NCBI's taxonomy places the organism in Eukaryota, Viridiplantae, Streptophyta, Magnoliopsida, Zingiberales, Musaceae. The record is from RefSeq and is a predicted model, not a curated record. Gene Ontology annotation, molecular function: zinc ion binding; sequence-specific DNA binding. Bases 135 to 950 code for a protein of 271 amino acids. Gene Ontology annotation, biological process: regulation of DNA-templated transcription. The transcript has 3 exons.